Molecule: messenger RNA, 671 nt
Organism: Micromonas commoda
Lineage: Eukaryota; Viridiplantae; Chlorophyta; Mamiellophyceae; Mamiellales; Mamiellaceae
Exons: 1
Source: RefSeq, a predicted model, not a curated record
AUGAGCGGCUACCACUUUCCCGCCGUCAUGGUCCGGUGCAAGCGCGCGCCCGCGACGCGCGCCAUCCUCCACUGCCACGCCAACGCGUGCGACAUCGGCCACAUCUACGAACUGUGCCAAAGAGACGCCGAGUGUUGGCAGGCGAACGUGUUACUCGUCGAGUACCCCGGGUACGGCACGUCACCGGGGGUGUCGUACGAGCGGAGCGUGGACAGGCACGUGAUGUGCGCGUACGAGUACCUCGUCAGCGAUCUCGGGUACAAGCCCGAGUCGGUGGUGCUCUUCGGGCGGAGCCUCGGGAGCGGUCCCGUGUGUCGAUUGGCCGCUCGGUUGCAAGACGAGGGCGAGCGCGUGGGCGGCGUCAUACUCCACUCGCCGUUCAUAUCCGUCAGGGAGGUUGGGAUCUCGCUGUUGGGGCAGGUGGCGAACAUCAUCAGCGAUCGGUGGGACAACAGGACGCCGCUGAGCGCGCUGCGAAGCAAGGUGCUCAUCAUCCACGGCGCUUCCGACGAGGUUGUCCCGUUUCGACACGCCGAGGUGCUGCGCGACGUUCGCAAAGCCAACGGUUUGCCGUGCGUGUUUCACCCCACGCAGGGCACGCACAACUACUUCAGCUACUACCGCGAUUACCUGCAACCGGUGGAGAACUUCCUCGGCACCCUGGACACUAA